CAGAGCUGAUACACUGCCAGGUGAGCCCCGCGUCAGGAAAUACACUCAACUGGCUUUGAUUGUUUCUGCUUGCUGAUAUUCUUUUGUUUUCUCUGUUCCAGACCUUUUCAUAAGAAGAGCACAAUAUGAGAAUACUUUUACUUGUAGCUGCCAUAGCUGCAGUAGCACAGGCCCAGACAGACUGCUCUCGGGGGGCUUGCUACCCACCCAGCAAUGACCUGCUCCUGGGCAGGGCCCACCAGCUCCACGCCUCCUCCACCUGCGGCCUCACAGGCUCCGAGGUCUACUGCACCCCAUACCAACAGAGGAGGAUGAAGUGUUGUCCAUGUGACUCAAGGAACCCAAACAGUCAGCUGGCCCACACUGUCCAGGAUGUCCUGUCCACUUCUGGACCAGACAGAUGGUGGCAAUCCAGGAAAGAACUGAAUCCAGUCAGUCUCCAGCUGGACCUCAACAGCCUGUUCCAGCUUGACAACCUUGUGCUGAGCUUCAAGGGUCCUCGUCCCAGUGCCUUUGUUAUAGAGAGGACGCUGGACCAUGGCAGGACGUGGCAGCCCGCUCUCCACCUGGCUACCGACUGUGCAACAGCGUUUCCUGGCAUCCCCACAGCAACACCUCUCACCAUGGACCAAAAAUACUGCUACACACUGCCCCCUACUGGAGCAAACCCAUACCAAGAUCACACAAUCCAGUUCAGUCCUUUGCGUCAGUAUACUUAUGUCCAGGCUCCAAACAGCCAAAAAAUUGAAGUUGUGUCCGGGUUGACGGGGCUGAGGGUGAGGCUGACAGAGCUUGGCGAUGUGCCACGUCUCCCAGGCAGAGCUCUCAGUAGAUUUUAUGCCCUCAAGGAGAUGAGGGUGAUGGGUAGCUGCAUGUGCCACGGACACGCCAACCGAUGCCUGCCAGAGACCUACAGCAAGGUGAAUCCUCAGUGUGAAUGCCAGCAUAACACAGCAGGUGUGAACUGUGAGCGCUGUGCUGAUCUCUACAAUGAUCUGCCCUGGAGACCCGCAGAGGAGGGCAACACUCACACCUGCCAACGCUGUGAGUGUAACAACCACGCCCAGCGCUGUCGUUUUGACCAGGCGGUGUACGAAGCCAGCGGCAGGAGGAGUGGUGGUGUGUGUGAGGACUGCAUGCACCACACCACAGGGCUGAAGUGUGACCAGUGUGCACCAGGCUACCAGCCGAACCCCCGCAGCCGGAUGGACCGCCCUGACGCCUGCAUACGCUGUAUCUGCAGUGCUGAGGGGACAGUGAAUGGGGGCCGGUGUGACGACAGCACAGGCUCGUGUCAGUGUAAGGUGAAUGUCGAGGGUCCCCGCUGCGACCGAUGUAAGAGAGGCUACUACGGCCUGAGCGCCUCCAACCCUCUGGGCUGCUCCAAAUGCUCCUGUUCUCAGGACGGGUCACUGUCAGAUGUUUGCGACCCAGUGACCGGCCAGUGUCCCUGUCGUCCCCACUUCCACGGCCUGACCUGUGAAGCGUGUUCAAAAGGCUACUGGAAACCAAUCCUGUCAGGACGCUGUGAGCCCUGCAGCUGUGACCCCACCAGGUCACACAGUGAUACUUGUGACCAGGUAACAGGUCAGUGUCAGUGCAGACCAGGCUUUGGAGGCCGAACAUGUAUCGAGUGCCCCAAAAACACAUAUGGAGACCCUCUCGUAGGAUGCCAACCGUGCCGGUGUGAUGCUGAAGGAACCCUUCCAGAAGUCUGCGACAAGCAGACAGGAACCUGCUUGUGCCGGCCAGGGGUCAGCGGGGCCCGCUGCGACUCCUGCAGCCAGGGGCACUGUGACUCCUUCCCUGCCUGCGAGACAUGUCCAUCCUGCUUCUUCACCCUAGACGCCCGGAGACAGAACAUGAGCUUAGCCCUGGAGAGGCUCAGCUUCCCUACUGGUACCGGAGUUAAUCUUGGAAAUUUGGGGCCGCGCAUCUUUGCCCUGGAGGACAGCCUGAACCUGAUCCGCAACUCUAUCUCCCUUCCACCCAGUACUGGCAGACAGAUCGAUAAUGCUCUCUCCCAGCUGGACAAGCUCAGGGACCAGGUGGACAUGGUUAACAAUAACCUUCCACCUCUGGAAAGGAUUCCUGGUCUGGACAUGGAGCUAGACAAACUACGGGAUCUGCUGGACCGCCUCACUGUAGAGUACAAAGCCAAGAAAGAUGCAACGAAGAAUUCUGUCAAUCCUAACAAUGCAGGAGCGUUUGAUGCCAUCAAGCACGCCUACGAUGAGUCUACAGAUGCGGCUAAGAAGGUCGAUGCCACCGGGAACACGGUGAAGGAGUCCGCUAAUGUCAGAGAGGACACUUUGGACCUUCAGAACCGAGUACAACCAGCCAACACCAGAGACCUGGACAAACUGAACCAGAGCAUGGCUUCCCGACCUGACCUCACACCUGCUGCCAAACAGGUAUGUGGCAGUGUCCGCUCAGAGCCCUGCACCCCUUUCAAGUGUGAGGGUGGAGAUCUGUGUCCACCAGAGGGAAGCCCACCUUGCAAAAAGGGGGAGAAGUGCAUGGGUGCCCUGCCUCUGAGCAAGAGGGCUGACACGGACGCUAAGGAUGUGAAAGAGCGGCUGGAAGAGCUCAGUGGGAAGAUCACAGAGGCUGCAGAGAAGCUCCAGGAGACACAGGAGACAACCAAUCAGGUGAGACAAUCUGCAGAGAAGCUCUCCAAUAAGAUGAAGGCGACCAGAGACGAGCUAGAAAAUGACUUAAAGGAGACUCGUGAUGUUGUGAAAGAGCUCAAAGACUUCCUGUCAGACCCGUCCUCUAACCUGACCCACAUCCAGGAGGUGAGCGACUGGAUCCUGAAAGCCAAACUGCCUCUCAGUCUGGCUGCUCUACAGAGGAAGCUGGAUGAGCUGAAGAAUCUGGCGGCUAAUUUGCCAGACAGCACAGCUGUGCUGAAUGAGGCAGAACCACAGCUGGAUGCAGCCAGGAAGCUGCUGCUGGAAGCCCAGGAUGCCAGGGACACGGCACUGGGAGUGAAGGCCGACGUGGAUGGGUUGCUUGCAGGCUUCGGCUCGGUGGAGGGCUCCCUGUCUGACCUGGAGGACAAACUGCAGAACAGCAUGGAUCUCAUAGACAACCUGAACAAAAGCCUGACUGAGGCCAAAACCCAGCUGAGUCCGGCAGAGAAGGCUCUGGAUGAAGUAUCGUCACUGAUAAACCCAAUGAAACCACAACUGGACAAGCUCAAUGACUUGCUGCAGAAUGUUGGCGAGAAGGCCCAGGACGCACAGGAAAAUGCAGACAACGCAGAGGAUGAAGCAGCUUCUGCAAAAGAGGACCUGUUGGCGUUGGCGAAGCAAUUGGAUCGUCUCAAAGAUGAGGCUGCAGCCAGUGGGUCAGGUGGAGACGCGGGGCCGCUGGGGGAUCGACUGGCGAAGCUGCAGAAGGAUGCUGGAGUUCUAGUCAACACCACUGACAGCAUGAUGGAGGCUCUGGAAGGUAAGGGAGAUUCUCUCAGGAGACUGCAGGACGAAAUCCUCCAGAAGUCAACAAAGCUUGAAGGACUUGAUGCUAAGGUUAAAGACCUUUUGGAAAAACUUCGAACAAAAGCCCACGACCUCAGCAUCUGCCAGGGCUGAAAGUCUCCAAGCUGCCCGCCGGAGCCAGAUCUGCAGCUGCUGUCACUACAACACUUUAUACCAGCCUAACAUGCCAUUCACAUCUCUGCUGUCUUCACUCUACGACAGGAGGAUUCCUCCCUGACUUUGGAACACCAUUACAACUCUUCUCCAUAACAUUGCACCUCUUCUCUGGCAGUGAUCAAAGAACUGUGGGAAAUGUAGGAAAUCAUUUCUGGGGAUUAAGAUAAUGUUGACUACUCUUCAUCAUAUAAUAACUCCUUGAAUAUGUUCUGCAUUAAAGGUUGUAUAUAUGAAGUUCACUUGCCACUAGAGCACCAGCAUCUCUGAGCAAAACAAUGGGCACUACUGCUGACCAGACUCCACUGACAAGACAUUCAUUUUACCUCGCAGAUAAUCAGAAAACACACGUUGUCACGCAAUACCAUCUUUGUUAGUCUUUCCACAAUCUUUUGCACCAAGCUCAUCCUUAGGGACAAAUGCGCCUGUCAAAGUAAGUCCACUAACAGUUGUUGUUGCCACUGACAGCAUUGUACUCCAUAGACAAAAACUGUAAUUUUACCUCACAUAUUAUCGGCUAUGGAAACAAACCACAGAGAGGCUGCAAUAGCAACACAGGAAGAGGGAGUGUGUCACCAUUCUCUGUUCAGGACACCAUGUCUCCACUAUAUAGCAAAUUAAAACUCAUAUAUAUAACCUUUAAAGAGUAGUGAUAAGUCACAAUCUCAAUGUAGCGACAGGGAUGAGGGUGGUCCUUUAAUGAUGGUACAUUAUAUAGGUAGAAAAACACUGUGAUAUUGUGAGUUUGUCAAUAUCAUUUAACAUUUAACAUUUCUCACAGCCCUGCACAGAGCCAACAGAAACAAUUGUGUCAGUAGCAAUACACUCCAUUGUGAACACUCCAUUAUUGUACUUGGAACUGGAGAGAGGGUGAAUGUUUCAUUAUUUAUUUGUCUGUUUUGUAUCUUUUGUUUGUGCAGAAUCCUUAGUAUUUAAAUAAAAGCCUAUUAAUACUUUGAA
Messenger RNA from Dicentrarchus labrax (European seabass), 4616 nucleotides. RefSeq names its product laminin subunit beta-3. Gene Ontology annotation, cellular component: basement membrane. The record is from RefSeq and is a predicted model, not a curated record. The coding region runs from base 126 to 3596 and encodes 1156 amino acids. The transcript has 22 exons. Gene Ontology annotation, biological process: axon guidance. NCBI's taxonomy places the organism in Eukaryota, Metazoa, Chordata, Actinopteri, Moronidae.